Molecule: messenger RNA, 308 nt
Organism: Staurois parvus
Lineage: Eukaryota; Metazoa; Chordata; Amphibia; Anura; Ranidae
Source: the annotation of a GenBank genome assembly
AUCAGCCGUGUCCAGUGACACGCUGAUGACAGGGAAAUGCAAUUGCACGCUGUCAGAUCCAGUUGUUAGAGCAGGGAUUGGCACCGACCAGUUCCGCCCACUUGUGCCCAGCAGUGCACUCACCUGUGCCCAGCAGUGCCACCCAGCAGUGUCACACACCUGUGCCACCCAGAAGUGCCACCUACCUGUGCCCAGCAGUGCUACCCGCCUGUGCCCACCAGUGCCACCCACCAGUGCCCAUCAGUGCAGCCCAGCAGUGCCACCAGUCAGUGCCCAGCGGUUGUGCUAGUCAGUGCCACCUAUCAGUG